CCAGAAAAUCUCUUACUAGCGAGCAAAGCGAAAGGAGCCGCGGUAAAACUGGCUGAUUUUGGGCUUGCCAUCGAGGUGCAAGGCGAUACGGAAGCAUGGUUCGGCUUUGCAGGCACGCCUGGAUAUUUAUCUCCUGAAGUCCUCAAAAAGGAUCCCUACGGGAAACCUGUUGACAUAUGGGCCUGUGGAGUUAUUCUCUAUAUCCUUCUUGUUGGUUAUCCGCCAUUCUGGGAUGAGGACCAGCAU
Messenger RNA from Gongylonema pulchrum, 246 nucleotides. NCBI's taxonomy places the organism in Eukaryota, Metazoa, Nematoda, Chromadorea, Rhabditida, Gongylonematidae. The record is from the annotation of a GenBank genome assembly.